AUGCCAUUGCCGGGGCAUUUGGAUCGCGUCUACGAGCACCUGGCCUCGAUCGUGAGGGCAUGCGGCAGUUCCAGGGAUCUCAUCGCGGGGAAGCGCAUCCACGCCCACAUCGCCGAUGCCAAUCUCGGGAACUACCGCUUCCUCGCCAAUCUCCUGGUGGAGAUGUAUGGCAAGUGUGGCAGCCUCCACGACGCGCGGCGCGUCUUCGAUUCCAUUCACUCGCCCAACAUCUUCUCGUGGAAUUUGCUCGUGGUGGCGUAUACCCAGAAUGGCCGUCUCCGCGAGGCUCGCCAGUGCUUUGAGAAGAUGCCCGGGAAGAACGUUGUGUGCUGGACUGGGCUGAUCACAGCAAAUGCCCAGUCGGGGUAUGUUUUGUCCGCGAGGGGCGUCUUUGAAAAGAUGCCGCAGAGAAAUCGCGUCACCUGGACCGCCAUGGUGUGGUGUCUAGUGAACGCUGGCGAUGUGAUCGAAGCAAAGAUGUUGUUUGAUUUGAUGCCGGAGCGCGACCACUUUGCUUGGAACGCGAUGAUUCAAGCAUUUGCCAAGAUGGGCGAUCUUGAUCGAGUGAAAGACGUGUUUUGGAAGAUCCCAGGUCUCAGCUCCGUGGUGUGGAACAACAUGAUAUCGGCUUUCAUCCAAAACAGGUGUUUGAUCCAAGCAGAGCUGCUGUUUAGAGAGAUUCCCGAGCGAGACGUUGUGACGUGGACGUCGAUGAUUCAUGCAUUUGCUACGAAUGGAGAUCUGGAUCUGGCAAAGUUGGUGUUUGAUCGAGCGCCCCAGCGGAGCUUGAUCUCCUGGAAUGCAAUGCUGGCAGCUCUUGCGAGCCAUGAUCAUCAGAGCAAGGCUACAAGUUCCAGCAGCCUCGAGGAAGUAGAAUCUAUGUUUGCGAGGAUGCCAGAGAGGAACUCUCUGUCAUGGGCGACGCUUCUAUCAGCAGUAACUCGCGAUUGGAAUGCCGCCAAAGCCACGAAAAUCUUCGACAAGAUGCCGCAGUGGAACUUGCCGGCAUGGAACUGUCUCCUCCAGUGUCACGUCCAAAAUGGCCAGCUCCGCCAUGGAAGAUCCAUCUUCGAUCGCAUGCCCGAGCACGAUUUAUCGUCUUGGAACACCAUUAUCAUGGCCAACGCGACGCAAACCAGUGGCGAUUCCAUCGCCCUCUUCCAGAUGAUGCAGCUCGAGGGGAUUUCUCCGGACGAGAUCACAUUCACUGGAAUUCUCUCGUCGUGCACUUAUGCGGGAUUGGUCGAGAAAGCCCAGCAUUUCUUCCAAUCCAUGCCUGGAGACUUUGGCCUGGCACCGAUUCUCCCACACCAUGGCUCCUUGAUCGAUUUGCUUGGAGGGGCUGGUUUGCUGGAGCGAGCUCGAGAAGUGGCCGAAGCAGCAGCGAUCUCGCUCGAUGGACGCGCUUGGACGACUUUGCUGCGAUCUUGCAGCACUCAUGGCGAUGCUCACUACGCCGAGAUAGCGGCGGAUCGAGCAGCGAUGCUAGAGCCAGAGAGCUCGGCAACUUACUCGCUUCUCAGGAGCCUGGACAUUUCCCAGUGA
Molecule: messenger RNA, 1545 nt
Organism: Selaginella moellendorffii
Lineage: Eukaryota; Viridiplantae; Streptophyta; Lycopodiopsida; Selaginellales; Selaginellaceae
Product: pentatricopeptide repeat-containing protein At1g09410, mitochondrial-like
Exons: 1
Coding region: 1-1545 (514 amino acids)
Biological process (GO): RNA modification
Molecular function (GO): protein binding; RNA binding
Source: RefSeq, a predicted model, not a curated record